Messenger RNA from Aureobasidium pullulans EXF-150, 354 nucleotides. RefSeq names its product TFIID-18kDa-domain-containing protein. Gene Ontology annotation, biological process: RNA polymerase II preinitiation complex assembly; transcription by RNA polymerase II. Gene Ontology annotation, cellular component: transcription factor TFIID complex. Gene Ontology annotation, molecular function: protein heterodimerization activity. The transcript is spliced from 2 exons. The annotation marks the transcript as partial. The record is from RefSeq and is a predicted model, not a curated record. NCBI's taxonomy places the organism in Eukaryota, Fungi, Ascomycota, Dothideomycetes, Dothideales, Saccotheciaceae.
AUGGCCGAACCGCGUAUGCGCCUCCGCCAAAAGGGCCAACAGUUCUCCAACCCAGAACUCGCCGGUCUUCUCGAAGCCUUUGGCGAUACCCAACCCCUCCCCGCGACCCUCACAACCCUGGACGAAAUAAUCACAGACUUCAUCAUCGAAACCUGCCACAGCGCCGCAAUCUGCGCAUCCUACUCGCGUCGUCAAAAGAUCAAAGUCGACGAUUUCAAAUGGGUGUUGAGAAGAGAUGCAAAGAAGUUGGGCAGAGUUACGGAAAUCUUCUUUGCCGAGAAGAUUCUAAAGGAUAACAGAAAGGCGUUUGAUAUUGGUACGGGUGAGGGGUUGGUGCAGGGCAAGAAGGGUGCC